AUGGAAGAAAAGGGAACAGAGAAUGGAGUGGCAGCCAUGGCGGCCUGCUACCAGGGAUUUGAUCCUGCAGCGUAUCUGCAAUACAACUACACUCCACCAAGGGCGGAUUUCGAUAGAAAGGACAGCAUUGUGCCGUGGAAACUGGCAUGCCUGCACAGAGCUUUCACUGAAGGCGAUGUGAAUGGUGAGCUCCUGGUGGACAUUGGUUCGGGUCCCACCCUGUACCAGGUGCUGAGUGGCUGUGAGGUUUUCAAAAAGGUACUCCUCACAGAUUUCCUGGAGGUCAACAGGCAGGAGCUGAGGGUCUGGCUCCGGGACGAGGGCGGCAGCAGCCUGGACUGGACGCCUUACCUGCAGCACGUCUGCAAGCUGGAGGGACGACGGCCCUCAGCAUGGACAGAGAAAGCUGCCAAGCUACGUCAGGUGAUCACGGACAUCGUCCCCGUAGACGUGCACCGGCCUCAGCCUCUGGCCCUCGAUGACCUUCCUUCAGCAGGGGCCGAUUGUCUCGUGUCCUGCUUCUGUCUGGAGAGCGUCAGCCCGGACCUGGCUGCCUUCACCAGGGCCCUGGGCCACAUCGGGAGGCUGCUGCGGCCCGGUGGCCACCUCCUGCUCAUAGGGGCCCUGGGAGAGAGUUACUAUUUGGGUGGCCCUGGAGUAAAGAUCCCUGUGGUCCCACUGAAUGAGGCUCAGGUCUGCGCUAGUUUGAAGGAAAGCGGCUACACCCUGAUCAGGCUGGAGGUUUACACACUGCCUCAGGACAUGAGGGUGGGGGUCGAUGAUGUGUCUGGGGUGUUUUUUGCGAAAGCAAUAAAGGAGUAA
Molecule: messenger RNA, 822 nt
Organism: Pseudoliparis swirei
Lineage: Eukaryota; Metazoa; Chordata; Actinopteri; Perciformes; Liparidae
Product: phenylethanolamine N-methyltransferase
Exons: 3
Coding region: 1-822 (273 amino acids)
Cellular component (GO): cytosol
Molecular function (GO): phenylethanolamine N-methyltransferase activity
Source: RefSeq, a predicted model, not a curated record